ACCUGGACUAUGAGGACAUGAAUACUGGAGAAGAGAAAUUGGAUAGAGAAGUUGAGGGGCCAUACGUCCCCAGAGCACGUAUAGACGAGGUAACCGCCAGCUCAGACCAGGGCACUAGUUCGGGUGUUCCUUCAGGCAGAAGCCAGGUUAUAAGUCAAAAUAUAAACCGGGAACUAUGAGGACAUGAAUACCGGAGAAGAGAAAUUGGAUACAGAAAUUGAGGGGCCAUACGUCCCCAGUGCACGUGUAGACGAGGUAAUCGCCAACUCAGACCAGGGCACUAGUUCGGGAGUUCCUUCAGGCAGAAGCCAAGCUAUAAGUCAUGAAAACAAUCUAGAAUAUGAGGACAUGAAUAACGGAGAAGAGAAACUGGAUGCAGAAUCUGAUGCACGUGUUAACGAAUUUAGCGUCAAGUCAAACCAGGACUCCAGUUCGGGAUUUCCUGGAGAAAACGUUCAAGACACGAGCCUAAGUACAAACUUGGACAACGAGGACAUGAAUAGCGGAGAAGAGACAUUGGAUGGCCAGUUUUCUGGAGAGCCUCUCGCACAGGAUAAUGAGAAUUCUAGCAACUUUCCCGGCGAAGCUAGGGGUUCCGAGGAUUUGCCCGGCGAAGCUAGCGACUCUAACAAUUACCCGGACGGAACCGGUGGUUCUGAGACGUUCCCCGGUGAAGCCAGUGGUACUGAUAAAUACUCUGGCGACAACAGUGGUACUGACAGCUUCCCUGGUGACGCUAGUGAUGCUGUAGAAUACUCUGGCGAUGACAGUGGUACUGACAGCUUCCCUGGUGACGCUAAUGAUGCUGAAGAAUACUCUGGCGAUGACAGUGGUACUGACAGCUUCCCUGGUGACGAUAGUGACGCUGACGACUUCCCUGGCGAUGAUGUGUCCCCAAACAUCGACGAGAUCAUAUUCCCUGGAGCCGAUGAAAUAAUCAGUAUAAAUGAUGAUUUUGACGGCAAUCAGAUCGAUUUCGAUGGUAGCAUAGAUGAUUUUAAUAAGUUAUUUACGGUACAGCCGGACAAUGGUCGCGCCAAUGACAAUAGUAGCUCUGACGUGAACAAGCCUAUGAAUAACAACAAUGACAACAGCAGUGGCUUCAUACCCACCACCUACACCAUCGCUGGGGACAUCGCCACAUUUGAUCAGCAAGCACAAGAUACAUUUGUGCAGAACCUAUCGGGUGUAUUGAAUGUUACCCCAUCACGUAUUAUUGUUGUGUCAGUCAACGCUGGAUCUGUGGUUGUCGCUACAUCGCUUGAUGACGAUGCGAAAGCUGCAAUGGAUAACCUUUCCGAAGAGCAAAUGUCGCAGCUCACUGACCUGGGCAUAGAGUCGUACGAUGUUGGCAACGGUGAAGUGACUGUCAGCGCCGCCGAUUCCAACAGUGAUACAUCCGCAGAGAGUAUCAACGACGAUGGCGGUAACAACAUGGCCGUCAUCAUAGGUGGUGCAGUAGCGGGUGCAGCUGCGCUGUUGUUGGGCGCAGGGGCAGUAGGAGCUGUACUGUGGCGCCGCAGGAAGGCCGAAGAUGACAAACGUAAGCUGAAGGUCCAGUGGGGUGAUGUAGAGGCCCCCCUGUCCUUCACUGUGGGCAAGGAUAUGGAUAUGGACAUGAUGUUCGACGAUCCACUGAUUAUGGACGACGCUCAUAUGCUGGCCGCUUCCGGAUCAGUGUAGUCAGUAGUAUACUACCCCAUCACAGUGAUAGGAUGCUAUCAGUCUGGAUAUCGUCACACUAGGAACAUACUGGUUGUUCUACAUAUCCAGCUGUUGAGCACCGGAGGCUCAAGCGCUGACGGUGGCCAGGCCAAGAUACACUAUCGCCAGCGCUUAUAAUACAAUACAGACAUCGAUAACUGAUAACCUAAUAUACCUCAAUUUACACAACAAUGUGCUAUGGUCAUAUAAAUUUACGC
Messenger RNA from Sphaeroforma arctica JP610, 1922 nucleotides. RefSeq lists its product as hypothetical. Lineage: Eukaryota; Ichthyosporea; Ichthyophonida. The record is from RefSeq and is a predicted model, not a curated record. The transcript is spliced from 2 exons. The coding region runs from base 184 to 1683 and encodes 499 amino acids.